Molecule: messenger RNA, 1185 nt
Organism: Elgaria multicarinata webbii
Lineage: Eukaryota; Metazoa; Chordata; Lepidosauria; Squamata; Anguidae
Product: HAUS augmin-like complex subunit 6
Exons: 5
Coding region: 18-785 (255 amino acids)
Biological process (GO): spindle assembly
Cellular component (GO): HAUS complex; mitotic spindle microtubule
Molecular function (GO): microtubule binding
Source: RefSeq, a predicted model, not a curated record
AGAGAUAGGCUUGGAAAAUGCAACUGACUCCCCUGUUUCCUGGACCCCAUAUUCCUGCCCCAAUGUCAGUACAUGUCAUGUGGGUCCUUCUCAAGACAGGAGUUAAACAAGACUCAGAUGCAUUAGCUGCUGGGAUGAGAAAUGAGUGGGAAAGAGGUUAUAUGGAGAAGGAAAGAAAUAGUGUUCACCGAAGCUGCAUCGAGAAGGACGUGAGAGGAGCGGCAGGCGGACUGAGAGGGACGCCGACACUGGGGCGUAGCCGCUCGCCGUUGAGUCGAGCCGCUGCUCGUGGGGACCGAGGGCUUUCACCGAGCUGCUCUGGUUACGCUGCGGAGAUGAGCGCGCGGCGUCCGCCUCCUGCCUGGGAGAAAGAGCAUCUCUGGUUCUACCUUCUGGCGCUGGACUUCGAUCCCACGGGAGCCGCCGCCGCCGCGGCAAAAAUUCCCACCCCCCUCCGUCUGGGCGUGAACAUGUCUGAUAAACCAAACAGAGAUGCAUUUCAUAUUGUUGCAUGGUUCUUGUUUUCAAAAUUGGACCCAUCACGUUGUAAUGAGAUAUUCAGAUUUCGUUUUCCUCCCCCAGAUAAAAAGGCAGAUUCUGAAUUCAGGAAGCAAUGUUAUGAAUGGCUAAGAAGAAUUUCAGAUGAAUGUGGAAACAACUUUCCUCCAGUUUUUGCAUCAUUAUUCCUUUCUCCUGGUGGACCUACGUUCAUUCAUUUAAUGUUCCACUUUGCCAGAUAUGUCUUAAUGCAUCACAUUAAAGCAGAUUCUUCAGGUAAGCCGUAGUGUAUGAUGCUGUUCUUGGAAUGUUUUCUCUUCCAGGAUGGCACAUGCUCUAAUUUGGAGGAGUUUAUGCUGUUAAGGAAUUUUGCCGCAUAAAUGCAGAACCCCUGUAAGUUGUAGUGGCUAUGAAGACGUGCAGGGAGAGCCCCCACUUUUUUUAAAAAAAGGAGUGUGUUUUAGAAUGCUUCUAGCAUUCUCCUGCUGCAUGGGAAGAUGUGCAUGGCUAUAGCUUCAUCUUCAUGCAGAGUAAAUUUUCUUGGUCAGUAGAAAUGCCCCACUUUGUCCUGGUCCUGUGUGGCCUCAUGAAGCAUCUAGCCUUACUACUAGGUGACAGCUCCCAUUCACUGUUUAAAGAAUCCUGCUGUCUACUGAUGUAAGCAGCAAAUUGGCAUGGGUCAACCUA